Molecule: messenger RNA, 1648 nt
Organism: Scatophagus argus
Lineage: Eukaryota; Metazoa; Chordata; Actinopteri; Scatophagidae
Gene: ncf4
Product: neutrophil cytosolic factor 4
Exons: 11
Coding region: 461-1510 (349 amino acids)
Biological process (GO): respiratory burst; superoxide anion generation; phagocytosis
Cellular component (GO): NADPH oxidase complex
Molecular function (GO): protein binding; phosphatidylinositol binding; superoxide-generating NADPH oxidase activator activity
Source: RefSeq, a predicted model, not a curated record
CUGGAGCAGGUGACUUCAAUCACAGAUGAAAACUUAGUUCUGGGAAGUAAAGCUGCUUUCAAGUCUUUAAACUGCAGUUUCUCUGAGCACAACAACAGCACCAAAAUAUUAUUUUGGGAUGGCAGCAGACGUUUCAGAGAGCGCGCUGUGCUGUCUGAGCAGCACCUGACUCGACCUCUGACCUGCUCCGUCACGCUCCACCUGCGCCACCAUAUCAAACACUGUGGCCGCCCUCGCAGCCUCCACCAAAGCAGCGAAGCGACAUCUCGUUCUCUGUAGGGAACUCUCGCUUCCUGUUGCCUGUUUCCGCGCCCUGCAGACGCUUUCAGAAUCAGUCAGUCAGUCGGUCGGUGACUGCAGCCCGAGGUGGUGUGGGAGCUUUGCCUCCACAAAGCGCUUUGCUCCGCGCAGAAAGCUCAAGUUUCUCCGUUUGUCCGCAGUCCACACUGUGCGCAACAUCAUGUCGCUGCCGCAGCAGCUACGGGACGAAAGUGACUUUGAUCAGCUGCCUCAUAACGUCCCCAUCAGCGCCACCAUUGCUGAUAUUGAGGAGAAGAAAGGCUUCAUUGACUACUUUAGGUUUGUGACGGAGGUGAAGACCAAAGGAGAGGGCAAGUAUUUCAUCUACAGGAGGUACAGAGAAUUUUUCAACCUCCACCAGAUCCUCGAGUCCAAAUACUCUUCAGAAAACCCAGAGAAACGCGGUCCGAACACCUGCGUCCUGCCGACGCUUCCAGGAAAAGUCUUCAUUGGCAACAAGAAGGAGAUUGCAGAGAGCAGAAUCCCCGAACUCAACACGUACAUGAAGAGGUUGCUCGGUCUGCCACCAUGGUUUUUGCUUGACGAAGAUCUCCGGAUGUUUUUCUACCAGAGGGACCAGGACAGCCAGCACCAACCGCGAGCCCUCAGGCGUCUCCGCCCACCGACCCGCAAAGUGAAGACAGUGAAACCAAAGAUGGACCUCUUCUCCUCCCCCAGGGCCGAGGCGAUGUUUGACUUUCGCGGCAAUGGCAAGGAGGAGUUGAACCUGAAGAAGGGAGAGGUGAUCUUCCUCCUGCAACGAGUCAACGUCGACUGGCUGGAGGGCACAGUGAACAAUCAAACAGGUAUUUUCCCACUGUCCUUUGUGAAGAUCAUUAAGCCCCUCCCAGACAGCGACGCGGAGGGUGAGGGCAACGGCCUCGCCUACAGCUGCCUCCGCUGCUUCCUGCUCAGCCCCUCCGGAGUCGACACCAGAGACGUGUGUGUACAAGAGGACAUCACCAUCCAGCCGACGUACAAGGACCUGCUGUCUCGUAUGAGGAACGUCUUCAAGGUGGAAGACAUCGCCCUGAACUACCGGGACCCCGAGGGCGACCUGAUCCGUAUCCUCGACGACGAGGACGUUCAGCUGAUGAUCAAGGAGAGCAGAGGUCAGCAGGGCAAAGUCAACAGACCUGUCAAUCAGUUUCCAUGGGAACUGCACGUGACCUUGGCCUCUGACUUUUCUGUUUACAACAAUGAGGCCUGAGAGAGCAGAAAUAAUGAAAGAUAUUUUGUAUUCUUGAGUAUCACAACAGUGAACCUGAUCAACACAAUGUCAUUGCUGUUUCAGUCAAUGGCUGCCACAUUUCACUUUGUAAUAAACUAAUUUAAUGACGUUUGUAAA